Messenger RNA from Malus domestica (apple), 1385 nucleotides. RefSeq lists its product as uncharacterized. NCBI's taxonomy places the organism in Eukaryota, Viridiplantae, Streptophyta, Magnoliopsida, Rosales, Rosaceae. The record is from RefSeq and is a predicted model, not a curated record.
CGAUAGGUCUCAUUCACUGCUUCCAUGGCUAACGUUUCCGUUCUGAACCACGAACAACUGCAGUACCUUGCUCGUACACUUUACUACAAAGAAACAGAGGCCAUCCUGCAUACCAAAUUCAACUCCGAAACCGAACUCGCGAAACACCUCAAGGAUUGUAACGAUGGUUACCAAUCCGCUCUAGCCCUUUUGGAUGCAGGUAGUGAGUUAGAGCAUCGGUUUCGAAACGACGAAGCUCGGGCUUCUACAGCUCAGGAAAUCUUUGGUUAUAUAAUAAACGGGGCCAACUAUGCACUCCAGACGGUGCGAAAUUCUAGCUUGCGAUCGCAUUGUGUCGAAAAAGUUAGAGAGCAUGUGAAAUUGCUGGCCGAUGCAAUAGAAGUGGUACGCAACGUUAAUGAUGUGGCCAAGGAGGUAACUGAAUACAGGAAGGCUAUGUUGGAGUACACCAGGAGGCAUCAAAAUCCCCCAUCACGCGAAUUCUCAAGAUGGCUCAAAGGGAGUGGCAUUAAGUAUGAGGAAUUAGUGCAGAGGUAUCAGGCUAAGCUUAAAUUCCGAGGACGUUUCAAGGACCUGAAAGAUGUACAAAAGAUACAGGUGUACGAGGAAAUAAUAGAGGCAUCAGGGCGGGGAAAGGUUAAAGGUCAUCGGUUAUCAAAAGUCUUGGGGGUUGCUGGCAUAUCCGUGUUUCUUUUUUCUGCAGGCGUGACGGUAUGGGAAAUAUAUUUAGCUGACAACCCACUUCAAACGGCAACACGUGCGGCUGUGGUGGCUAUGUCAUCAGUUGGAGGUGCGACGCUAGGAAGCGCUAUAGGGGUUGCCCUGUCAAGCUGUCUCCCGGUACAUCCUUUAUUCGUGGUGAUGGCAGGAAUAAUAGUUAGCAUUGCAGGAGCUUUUAUUCUUGGGGAUUUCGCCGGCUGGUUGGUUGAUUUGAUUUUUAAAUCUGGGGGUAGUACCACCUUGAGCACUGAGGGGCUUCGGUGCUACGUAGCACCGAUGCCUGAUGGUGUCGCUUUAGCCCGCCAAAUUCUGCAUCAUCACCCACCAAAAUAUUAGAAAUUUAUGAUGUGCAUCUAUAUGGAUAAUAUUGUUGCAAGUAUAAAUCGUGAACUGAUGUGUUAAGUGUUUGUAUUGAUCCUAGCUUACAUUGCUGGAUUAAUCAGCAUUCGGUUUAAAUGAAAUUUUCCUUAUUUAAGUCUUACAGGUCUUAAGUAAGUGAGGUGCCUUGUGUCUUCAUCUCAUAAGGUGUAAGAUGGAAGGUUGUGAUUGCUUUGAUGUAAGCUUGCACAUUGCCAAAACUAUGUAACCGUUUGAAGAGUGUGGGAUUACUUCAGUCUCUCUCUUCUCAGCUCAUGUUGUAUGUGUGAAUGAAUUUUGCAGAGUAA